Molecule: messenger RNA, 888 nt
Organism: Naegleria lovaniensis
Lineage: Eukaryota; Heterolobosea; Eutetramitea; Acrasida; Naegleriidae
Exons: 4
Coding region: 1-888 (295 amino acids)
Source: RefSeq, a predicted model, not a curated record
AUGCAAAGUCAAAUCAUGACUUACACCAAAUUCGUGAGAAGCACUCUAUUACGAGUGGCCAACAAGGAAACUGCAGCUGAACAAACCAAAUACUUUAAACAUGUCAUUGAUUUUCAUGGAUUAAAGGCUCCGAUGGUAGAAAAGUGUUGGAAGGAAUCACUCAAAGAUCCUCUUCAAACGAAAUUUCCAAAUGUUUCGGAUCAGUUGAAAGUUGCCUAUGAAUUGAUGAAGAGUAAAUAUUUUGAAGAGAAGAAUGUUGGAAUUAAGAUACUAGCUGGAAAUGUUUCAAAAAUUAUUCCAAAACGAAAAAAGAAAAAGACUGGACAAGAUUCCAUAGAAGAUGCAUUGAACGGCCUAAAAGUCAUUACCGAUCUUGAUGAACAAUUAUUUCAAGAUGAACAUAUUUAUGAUUGGGGAACUUGUGAUACAUUGAGUUCUCAAGUAAUUUGUGAAUUAAUUAAGAGAGAUUCUUCAUUGGGUUCAAUUGUUCAGCAAUGGAAAGAUUCUUCAAAUAUUUGGCAACAACGAAGUGCCUGCGUGAGUUUUGUCAAAAUUGCUAAACAUGGAGAGUUUAAUGAUAUUAUUUUUGAUAUUUGCUCCACCACAGUUCAAAAUAAGGAAAGAUUUGUGCAAUUGGGAACGGGAUGGGUGUUGAGAGAAUUGAGUUUGGCAGAUUUGGAUGCUGUGACCAUGUUUAUUAAACGAAAUUAUUCUAAUUUCAGUCGAGAAGGUCUGAGAUAUGCCAUUGAAAAGAUGGAUUCCAAGUUGAAAUCGAAAUUAUUGGCUUAUUCAAAGGGAGAUUCACAAAGUGAGGUUGAAGAGGAAUCGUCUGAGGAGAGUCAUGGCGCUAGUAGUGGUGAAGAGAUGGAAGAUCAAUAUGAAGAAUAA